AUGACUAUCUUCAGCACAAUGUUCUUAAUGGGACCCUUCCGUCAGCUCAAGAAGAUGUUUAACGAGACGCGAGUGUUGGCCACUAUCGGGGUCUUUGUGUUCAUGAUUUUAACCCUUUUAUCUGCUCUUUGGUGGAAGAGAGCUCUUUUAGCCGUCAUCUUCUGUAUCCUUCAGUUUCUGGCAUUCAUUUGGUACUCCUUGUCAUACAUCCCUUACGCCAGAGAUAUGGUGCGCAAAACCAUCACCUCUUGUGUUUGAAUAUAAUUCAUAUUCAAAGCAAUCGUUUAUUUGAAUACUUUUGUGCCUUAAAUAUGACACAAAACACUAUAAUAAACACUAUUAUAAUAAAUAUAGAUUU
Molecule: messenger RNA, 358 nt
Organism: Oppiella nova
Lineage: Eukaryota; Metazoa; Arthropoda; Arachnida; Sarcoptiformes; Oppiidae
Source: the annotation of a GenBank genome assembly